AUGUCUAUGUCCAAUUACUAUAAUGACCCGACGCUACAGUACUAUCACGACGACAUGAUGCGCGGACGGCCACCGAGGAGGAUGGCAUUUCGACCGCAACAGAAUGGCGGAAUCGAGGGUCCUGUGCAGCCGGUGUUAGCCCGAGGCGUCUGCAUACAUUCUGUUGGUGUAUUCCAGUCAGCACUUCCGGUUGAGAAUGGGCUGGUGACGGCGGGGAAAGAGAUGCACCGGCAAUACACAAAUCAGAGCGGCAGCGAGGCCGAGGAGUUCACCCAGGAGGAGCUGCAGGAAUUCGCGCAGGCCUUCAAGAUGUUCGACAAGGACGGGAACGGGACGAUGAACAUCAAAGAAUUGGGCGUGGCGAUGAGGACGCUAGGAUUGAACCCGACGGAAGAAGAGCUUCUCAAUAUGGUGAAUGAAUACGACGUCGACGGGAACGGCAAGAUCGACUUUGGCGAGUUUUGCAAGAUGAUGAAGGAGAUGAACAAGGAGACCGACCAGGAAUUGAUACGACUCGCUUUCAAGGUGUUCGACAAAGACGGCAACGGCUUCAUCACGGCCCAGGAGUUUAAGCACUUCAUGACGACGAUGGGUGAACGGUUUACGGAAGAGGAAGUAGAUGAGAUUAUUCGGGAAGUCGACAAGGAUGGAGAUGAACAGAUCGACUACGAAGAAUUCGUGAACAUGAUAGCGCCAAUCGUGCAAGAGGGCAACAAGGACGACCCAUUUGCCGACCCGGAAAAGACCAACCAAGACGACCACAAAGAGACCAAACCCGCCAAAAAGGGACACAAA
Molecule: messenger RNA, 795 nt
Organism: Mesorhabditis spiculigera
Lineage: Eukaryota; Metazoa; Nematoda; Chromadorea; Rhabditida; Rhabditidae
Source: the annotation of a GenBank genome assembly